GUCAAAGAACUUCAAUACCCACAAUGCCUUGCAGUGCUCUGUGGUGACCUGUCAGCUGGGAGUGUUCUGUUGUGUCGUUUGGAGUGGCAUUAUUCGUGGAGGAGAGAUCUGCUGGAUUCUCCCUCAGUUUUAAGAUUGAAAAGAAGAAAAGGGAGCACACAGAUUUUUCACAGCGGUGCAGAUUUUGUUGCUGCAGAAGGAAUUCAUUUCACUUGAGGCAGGAAUGAAGAGAGCGGUGUUAUUUCUGAUCACUGUCUAUGGCUCAGUGCCUGUCAUUCUCUACCUGUUCCCCUGGAUACUGGGCCAUGCCGUAUUUGCUCACUUGCUGAGGUUUCCAUUCUUCGUGGAUCUUGGUAGACCUGAAGCCGUGCUGAACCACACAUGCAACUUCUACCUCGACACAGAGGAGGGUAUCUCAGUGGGUGUCUGGCAUACGCUCCCUGCCAGCCAAUGGGAGAAGGCCGCUGGGAGAAGCCCUGAGUGGUACCGGGAGACUCUGGGAGACGGCCGUCCUGUUAUUAUCUAUCUCCAUGGCAACGCAGGGACCAGGGCCAUGAAACACAGAAUGGAACUGGUGAAGAUUUUAAGUGGUGCAGAUUAUCAUGUCUUAUCUUUAGACUACAGAGGUUUUGGAGACUCUACUGGGGAGCCAAGUGAGUCUGGAAUGACCAGUGACACCGUCUACUUGUACCAGUGGGUAAAGAAGCGAAGCAGAGGGGGUCAUGUCUAUCUGUGGGGGCACUCGCUUGGUUCUGGGGUGGCGACCAAUACAGCAGCAAAAGUACAAGAACAAGGGUCUGCUGUUGAUGCUUUAAUCCUCGAAGCUCCAUACACAACAAUAGGAGAAGUCGUAGCCCUCCAUCCUCUCACUAAGAUGUACAUGUACCUUCCUGGAUUUCAGAGCUUGCUCUGGAACAUACUGGAAAUGAACAACAUUGUAUUUGCUAACGAUAAAAAUUUGAAGGCCCUGACCAGCCCACUUCUUAUUCUGCAUGCAGAGGAUGACAACAUUGUUCCUUAUCACAUGGGCCUGAAGCUGUAUCAGAUAUCCCUCCAGGCUAAGAAAAAAUAUAACACAGAUGUUCGGGUUGAAAUGAUCUCCUACAGUGCAAAUCUUGGAUUCUCCCACAGCAGCAUCUACUUAGAUCCCAAUCUGUCGAAUGUGGUUCAGAAGUUUCUACAAAACCUGAGACAGUAAAGCUGGCUCCUUUCAGAGAAGAGGGUUUACUCUUUUUUUAUGUCGGCUUUCACUACUGAAGUGUUAGUUUGUAUUGUAUUUUCCUAAAUAAGGCUCCAAUAAACAAAUGUAUUUUGUCACAAAA
Morone saxatilis (striped sea-bass) is the source of this 1322-nucleotide messenger RNA. RefSeq names its product lysophosphatidylserine lipase ABHD12-like. The record is from RefSeq and is a predicted model, not a curated record. NCBI's taxonomy places the organism in Eukaryota, Metazoa, Chordata, Actinopteri, Moronidae. Gene Ontology annotation, molecular function: monoacylglycerol lipase activity; phosphatidylcholine lysophospholipase A1 activity. Gene Ontology annotation, cellular component: endoplasmic reticulum membrane. The transcript is spliced from 13 exons. Gene Ontology annotation, biological process: monoacylglycerol catabolic process; phosphatidylserine catabolic process. The coding region runs from base 224 to 1198 and encodes 324 amino acids.